AUGGUGCUCCCACAGGAAUGGCCUCCUAUUUCCAGCUUCCAACCUUCGACAUUCGUCAAGGCCCAUAGAUCCCCUUGCAAAUACAUCAUUUCCCACCAAAGUUUGGGGUCCGGAUCGUUCUCCGAAGUCCACGAAUGCAAACACAUCGAUACUCACGCCCAUUACGCGGUCAAAGUGAUUAAGAAACUCGACAGUAAAGUGAAAUUGAUUCAGAACGAAUUCAAGGUCCUCUCGCGGAUCUCCCAAUCAAAAAGUGCCAACAACGAGGGGCAGAAAAGUCUUCUUAGACUCCGUGAUUACUUUGAAACCGACGAUAACUUGUACCUCGUCACCGAUUUGGCGGUUGGUGGGGACUUGUUCGAUAAGCUUGUCAAUGAAGGACUGUAUGAUAAAGAAUCAGACGGGCUCAGGAUCGUCAAUUCGUUGGUGUGUGGAUUGUUAUUCUUGAAACAGAACAAUAUCAUCCAUCGUGAUAUCAAGGCAGAAAACAUCUUGUUCAAAUACAGCAGCACCCGAUUCGAGAUUUUGAUUGGGGAUUUUGGAUUAUCGACAUUUGCCAAAGACGAAGAUCACAUUCACCAGGCGUCGGAUUUGUCGAACAUUUUGUGCGGGACCCUUAGUUAUAUGGCCCCAGAAAUCUUGGCUCGACAACAGUACAGUUUCCCCAUUGAUAUUUGGGCAUUGGGAGUGUUGAUGUACUUUAUGUUUUGCGGAUACAUGCCAUUUGAUUGCGAGACCGACGAUGAAACCAAGCAGGCCAUUGCCACUGGUGAUUACACUUUUGAUCCUCCGGAAUACUGGGACCACGUAUCACACGACACCAGGGACAUCAUUAGCAGUUGUUUUGUGGUUGAUCAACUGGAUAGAGUGACACUUGAAGCGCUUUCCCUGAACCCAUGGUUGAAGAAUUUGGGAAAACGAAUCGGAACCACAAUUGCCGAGGAUACCGAAUCGUCGAUCGAUGAUAGAUUAUCUCCUUCCAGUAUCAUGGAUCAUCAUCACCGCUUGCCUUCUAGCAUGGAAACCCUGCCAAAUGAGGAAGAUGAUGACGAAGAAGAAGAUGAUGAUGAUGACGAGGAAAGACAACUUGCCUUAGAUCGAUUAAGAGAAUCUUUACGCGGUAGUCUCAAACCUACCACUACCAUCACUACUGAUAGUAAACCACACAAGCCGAUUUUCACUCUUAUGGAUAACGAUGAUGAUUCGUAUGCGUCUCCAACGAUUCGUCGACCAGAUAUCGUCACCACAAACUUCUCUCCAGCAGCAUUGGAUGGGCUCAUGAAGAAAUCGUUCAGUUAUACUCUGUUGAGAGAUGCCCACCGGUAUAAAUCCUCGAGCACCACCUCGUUGAAAGAACUACUUAAUUUGAACAAUGCUAAUCAUCCAAUGAAGCUGGCAUCGACGAUGGCUCCGGUAAGAAUGAACGGGGCGGUGUCUGUGGAGCCAGCGGUGCUGAAAAGUUUCCGUUUGGCAUCAUCGUACUCGAAAUCAAGAAUCAAUUCGACGUUCAACAGUAUCAAUCCAUCAAGAAUCAAUUCGCGGAAUCAUUCAUCAAGCCAUUCAAGGGUGCAAUCCACCACGCAUUCGAGAAGUGCUUCAAGAGGGGCGUCUCGAAGACAUUCUCGAGAGCAUUCCAGGACCCAUUCAGCAUUGCAAAUGCCUUUUUCUUGA
Saccharomycopsis crataegensis is the source of this 1671-nucleotide messenger RNA. RefSeq names its product serine/threonine-protein kinase. NCBI's taxonomy places the organism in Eukaryota, Fungi, Ascomycota, Saccharomycetes, Ascoideales, Saccharomycopsidaceae. The coding region runs from base 1 to 1671 and encodes 556 amino acids. The transcript has a single exon. Gene Ontology annotation, molecular function: ATP binding; calmodulin binding; calcium/calmodulin-dependent protein kinase activity. The record is from RefSeq and is a predicted model, not a curated record. Gene Ontology annotation, biological process: protein phosphorylation; cellular response to oxidative stress.